CGCGCCGCCUCUGCCAUGGCCGGAUCCGGCGCGUGGAAGCGCCUCAAAUCUCUGCUGAGGAAGGACGACGCGCAGCUGUUUCUAAAUGACACCAGCGCCUUUGACUUCUCGGACGAGGCGGGGGACGAGGGGCUUCCUCGGUUUAACAAACUUCGAGUGGUGGUGGCCGACGAUGGUUCCGAAACGCCGGAGAGGCCUGUUAACGGAGCGCACCCGGCGCUCCAGGCCGACGAUUCCCUGCUGGACCAGGACCUGCCUUUGACCAACAGCCAGCUGAGCCUGAAGGUGGACCCGUGUGACACCUGCAGCAGACGCAGGGAGCUGCUGAAGCAGAGAAAGGUGAAGACCAGGUUGACCAUUGCCGCCGUUCUGUACUUGCUCUUCAUGAUUGGAGAGCUCGUAGGUGGAUACAUUGCAAAUAGCCUAGCAGUCAUGACAGAUGCACUUCAUAUGUUAACUGACUUAAGUGCUAUCAUACUGACCCUGCUUGCUUUGUGGCUGUCUUCAAAAUCACCAACCAAAAGAUUCACCUUUGGAUUUCAUCGCUUAGAGGUUUUGUCAGCUAUGAUUAGUGUGCUGUUGGUGUAUAUACUUAUGGCAUUUCUCCUAUAUGAAGCUGUCCAAAGAACUAUCCAUAUGAACUAUGAAAUAAAUGGAGAUAUAAUGCUCAUUACCGCAGCUGUUGGAGUUGCAGUCAAUGUAAUAAUGGGGUUUCUGUUGAACCAAUCUGGUCACCAUCACGCCCAUUCCCACUCCCUGCCUUCAAAUUCUCCUACCACAGGUCCUGGGUAUGGGCACAACCAUGGGCAGGAUAGCUUGGCAGUGAGAGCUGCAUUUGUACAUGCUUUGGGGGAUUUGGUACAAAGUGUCGGUGUGCUAAUAGCUGCCUACAUCAUACGAUUCAAGCCAGAAUACAAGAUUGCUGAUCCCAUCUGUACAUAUGUAUUUUCAUUACUUGUGGCUUUUACAACAUUUCGCAUCAUAUGGGACACAGUAGUUAUAAUACUAGAAGGUGUACCAAGGCAUUUGCACGUUGACUAUAUCAAAGAAGCCUUGAUGAAAAUAGAAGAUGUCCAUUCCGUGGAAGAUUUAAAUGUCUGGUCUCUCACUUCAGGAAAGCCGAUGGCCAUUGCACACAUACAGCUAAUUCCUGGAAGUUCAUCUAAAUGGGAGGAGGUACAGUCCAAAGCCAGGCAUUUGUUGUUGAACACAUUUGGCAUGUAUAAAUGUACUAUUCAGCUUCAGAGUUACCGGCAAGACGUGGACAGAACUUGUGCAAACUGCCAGAAUGCCAGCUCCUAACUGAAGAUGUCUGGGGGACUACUGCCUUAUUUACCCUGCAGUCACAGACUUGAGAGCAAUAAAUGCACUUGAAUGGGAGAAUGGAAUUCCUGAGAGCCGUGCCCAGGCACUUGCCUCGCAGUCAGCCUGAGAGCUCUAGUUUCUGUCCAAUGGUAAAGUGAGACUUCACCAUGAUUUUCAGAUGAAGAUGUUUCCAAAACACUGUUUACAGAAUGAGACGUGACUCUACAGAUACCUCAGAGAAGACAAUCGAAGACCGUACUUCACAAUCACAGCAGAGCAUGUGUCAUGAAGGAAGCAUCAAGAGUUCUGUAUUUGCAUUUAAAAAUCCUUUUUAAAGCCCAUUUCUAUCAAGCCAGUGCUGGAAAACUGAUUUUUUAAUGUAAUCUUGAUACCCAGCUUCUGGAAUUUGACACCCAGCUCUCUCUUUUUACAGAAAUUAUUUCUCAGCAGAUUUCAGAAAGUACUAGUAAUUAUCCAGAGUGGAAUAAGCAUGUAUUCCUAAAUGUUUCAGAAAUGUUUUAUUUCACAAGUAAGUCUUAUUGGUAUACUUUAUUAUACUUUAUCAACAAAGUUUUCCAGAUAUUACAGGGUUUUGAAUCUCAAUUUUUGGUUAUUUGUAAUCUUAUCAGAACCAAAUCUUUAUGUAUUGUGGUCACUGUCAUUAAAUUGCUUAGGAAA
Messenger RNA from Myotis daubentonii (Daubenton's bat), 1983 nucleotides. RefSeq names its product probable proton-coupled zinc antiporter SLC30A4. Lineage: Eukaryota; Metazoa; Chordata; Mammalia; Chiroptera; Vespertilionidae. The record is from RefSeq and is a predicted model, not a curated record. The transcript has a single exon. Bases 16 to 1302 code for a protein of 428 amino acids.